GGGCUCCAGGGUUCCCAAAUGAUCCCAAAUCCUGCUGGAUCCCAAGGAAUGAUCCCAAAAAAUCCCAGAUCCCAAGUGCUGCUGGAUACACAAAACCAAUCCCAAACCCCAGAUCCAAAUCCUGCUGGAUCCCAAGGAAUAGUCCCAAAUGAUCUCAAAUCCUGGUUCCCAAGCAAUCCCAAAAUUAUGCUAAAUCCAGGAUCCCAAGCAGUGUUAAAUUCUGAAUCCUAAAUCCUGCUGGAACCCAAGGAAUAAUCCCAAAUGGUCUCAAAUCCUGGAUCCCAAACAAUCCCAAAUCCCAGAUCUCAAAUCCUACUGGACACUCAAAACCAAUUCCAAAUGCUCUCAAAUCCCAAAUCCUGGACCCCAGAAAAUCCCAGAUCCUGAAUGCUGCUGGAUACACAAAACCAAUCCCAAACCCCAGAUCCUAAAUCCUGCUGGAACCCAAGGAACAGUCCCAAACAAUCCCAAAUCCUGGAUCCCAAACAAUCCCAAAGCCCAGAUCUCAAAUCCUACUGGACACUGAAAUCCAAUUCUAAGUCCUCUCAAAUCCCAAAUCCCAGAUCCCAAAAAAUCCCAGAUCCCAAAUGCUGCCAGAUACCCCAAAUCCAAUCCUAAAAGAUCUCCAGUCCUGGGUCCCCAAACAAUCCCAAAUCCCAGACCCCAAAUCCUGCUGGGUCUUCAUAAGCAAUCCCCAAAACCAAUUCCAAAUCAGGGUCCUGACAGGGGAAAUCAGAGCCCUGUGUGGGAUAAAUGGGCCCUGAGGGGAAAAUGGGUCCUGAAGGGAUAAAUAAGGGCCCUGAGGGGUCAGUGGGUUCCUGAAAGGGUGAAUGGGGGUAAAUCAGGGUCCUGGCAGGGGAAAUCAGGGCCCUGAGGGGUCAGUGGGUUCCUGAAAGGGUGAAUGGGGGUAAAUCAGGGUCCUGGCAUGGGAAAUCAGGGCUCUGAUGGGUCAGUGGGUUCCUGACAGGGAAAUGGAGCCCUGGGGGAUGGAUCCUGGCCCCAAGGGGUUAAAGGCAGCCCCGAAAGGUUCCCUGAGGUCCUGGCAGGGCCAGUUCUGCCCCUCGGGGGAGGAUCAGGGCGUGGGGCCCUCCCUCCUCCCAGCCUUGACACCCUCUGCCCUCAGAGCUCCAGACACAGCCUCUGGAUGGAGACGGGGAUGGAGCUCAAGGUGUCCCCCCCUGCCCUCCCUCCCGAGGUGGCCCUGGCGGUGGAUGCACGAGACAGAGCCCUGGCGGCCCUGGUGGCCCUGGCUGAGGCCUUGGGGACACCGGACAGUGUCCCUGCGGCACUGGCUGAGGCUGAGGCCGCACUGAGCCAGGCCCGGGUGGCUCUGAAGGGGCUGGAGGGGGCCCGGCAGGCUGCGGUGGGCCCGGCAGGGGCCCUGGGGACCCUGGGGGACGAGGACGAGCAGCGGCUGCGGCAGUUCGGGGCCAAGGCUGAGGAGGCGGCAGCGGCACUGGAGCGUGAGGAGCGACGGGCACGGCAGUGCCAGCACUGGCUGUGGGCUUGGCACGGGCUGACCAUGGGGCUGAUGAUGCUGUGCGGGGCCGUGUUAUCACUGGACUCGGUCCGCACCGCCCUGGGGGUGACCGAGGAUGGUCACCUGCUGCUGGCCCUGGCCGUAGUGGCCGUGUCCUGCGAGGUGGCCUGGUGGGGCUUGGAGACAUCGUGGCGUCACCUGGCCACUGCUGCGGGCCACCAGCGGGACAUGGCCCUGCGCCUGCGGGACCGUGCCCAGCAGGUGGCGGCCACCAGGGCCAGCGCCGAAGCCGCUGCAGACACCAACGAGGCCACCGCGGAUGUGCUGGGGCAGCUGGAGGAGGUGACGCUGGCGCUGGGGACAUUGGUGGCCGCUGUCACCCGGGACAGGGAGGAGACACCGUGGGGGACACGGGGACAGGGCUUCCCCAGCGCUGCCCGGGCGCUCGGGGACAUCAUAGUGGCCUUGGGGACAUCGCGGGAGGGGCACAAGGAGGUGACGCGGAGGCUGGAGGUGGCCCAGGGGGCGCUGGUGGGACAGGGGUAGGGACAGGGUGGGGAAACGGGGGUGGCACUGUCACCACCGGAGAACGGGGACACCCCGAGGGACAUUAGGGACCUUGGCCCAACCCCGUGUCCUGCCCUUGGGGAUACGGGGGCCGCCCUGAUGUCCCCUGUCCCGUUUUGGGUCACCACGAUAUCCCCGCAGCGUCCCCAACAGGACCCCGGUGUGUCCCCAGUGUCCCCAACGGGACAUGAAGGGACAUUGGGCUCCUGUUGGGGACGUGGGGGCACGUUGGGGACAUCGCGGGUACACUGGGGACCCUGCCCUGGCCCCGCGGGCGGAGGGGGCAGUGACGUUUCCUUGCCCUGCCCCCAUCCGGCCGCGCCCCGUUCCGCGUGUGCUCCGAGUGUCCCCCGGGCGUGUCCCCCCCUCCCCGCCAGCGUCUCCUGGAGUGUCCCCCGAGUGUCCCCAAAGCGUCCCUGGAGUGUCCCCAGCGGUCAUGGAGCCCCGCGAGCUGCUGGAGGCGUUGGUGGACGUGGUCACCACCCUGGAAAGGGUGGCAGCCACCGUGGCUGGGCCAUACGGGGAUGUGCUGCUGACCCCAAGGGGGGUGUCCCCAAGGUCCCUGCACACGGCCCUGGGGACCUUCAUCA
Messenger RNA from Serinus canaria (Common canary), 2637 nucleotides. RefSeq lists its product as uncharacterized. The transcript has 4 exons. The record is from RefSeq and is a predicted model, not a curated record. The coding region runs from base 1145 to 2026 and encodes 293 amino acids. NCBI's taxonomy places the organism in Eukaryota, Metazoa, Chordata, Aves, Passeriformes, Fringillidae.